Polyodon spathula (Mississippi paddlefish) is the source of this 1544-nucleotide messenger RNA. RefSeq names its product putative glycerol kinase 5. Gene Ontology annotation, molecular function: glycerol kinase activity. Gene Ontology annotation, biological process: glycerol-3-phosphate biosynthetic process; triglyceride metabolic process; glycerol metabolic process. Bases 574 to 894 code for a protein of 106 amino acids. Lineage: Eukaryota; Metazoa; Chordata; Actinopteri; Acipenseriformes; Polyodontidae. The transcript has 3 exons. Gene Ontology annotation, cellular component: mitochondrion. The record is from RefSeq and is a predicted model, not a curated record.
AAAAUGUCCUGAUAAGAUAAUAUAUGGGUAUUGUUUUGUACACUUGGGUUCCUUUUCAGGCACCCCUGAAUGACCCCCAUGCCUGUGCUUCUUUUAUGGGCUUGAAACCUUCGACAACAAAAAGCCACCUAGUACGAGCCAUCCUGGAAUCCAUAGUUUUCAGUUAACUCUUUUAAAUGUAUGGGUUGAUAACUUGGAAGAGCACCUGGUUAAGGAGAUGUAGCCCCUGUAUACAGUAAGACAAGUGAUGUGUGAGAUGGUGAUAAAAAUAAUAAUAGCAGCACACAUCCACGUUGGAAUUGCUGUAUGUUCCAUCAUGUUUACAGUAGCUGAAGGAGGUUUAGUUCAUGGAUUCACUGAGCCCCCUUGUGUCAGACUGCUGGUACUGUACCUAUAGUUAAGUGGAAAAUUUUAUAAGCAAACAGGUGUUUUUUUUUUUAAUGCCAAGAAAUGCCAACCGUGUUAAAAAAUAGCAAUGCAAAUCCAUAAUAUUCACAGUAAUGAGUAAAAAUAAAUGUUUGAACAUAACCAGCAUUUGGCUUUUUUUGUAGGAAUAAGCAGCUCUACGAAAUUAUGAGUGAAGAGACACACAUUCCAGUCACAAAUAUAUGGGCUGACGGAGGCAUGUGCAACAACAACUUUGUCAUGCAGCUCACAGCCAACCUUUUCAACAGGAAAAUCAAUAGGCUGAGACAUGUUGAUAUGCCAAGCCUCGGGGCUGCUUUCACUGCGGGCCUGGGGAUUGGGUUCUGGAGUAGCAGGGAAGAACUGAAGUGUCUGGGAUGCACAGAGAAGGUUUUCUACCCUCAAAAUGUGUGGGAAAACUACAAACCUGUCAUUGACCACUGGGAAAAGGCUUUGACGCGCUCGAUGCACUGGUAUAGCAAACCAUAACUUUUAGAGCUCAGAAAGGACUAUAGUAAUCUAACUGAAUGUGAGUCAGUGACAAGUCUGCCAACGCAUUAUGCGUUAAGUUACUUUUCACAAAUUCUGCGUUAAGUUACUUUUCACUCUAAUGCAAUCAGCUUUCAAUGUAACUAUAAUAAAAUAAUAAAAUGUAAUUAGGUUUUAUGUGGACAGUGUAACCUAGUUAUACUCAGCAGCCCUGGGUAACUUGGUAGCCAUCUGGUUGUAGAAUUUGAUUAGUUGAAUCGUCCCUAUGAUGUUCGUUCCACGAGGAUUCUUCAAUCCCCAAUGGGGUCAACAACACAGUCCUUAUGCGUUGUCCUCUUUUUAAAUUCUUCAACUACAAGUGUGGUCUAGCACAGUCUUUUGGAUCUUUUGUAGUCCAGUAGACUUAGACGUGGUUGUCUGAACAGUCCCUGUUGAUACAUAGCAGGGUAUCUCUCUCACCCUAGCACGCGGCCUCUCCCCCAAGGUCCUUAGUCUCUCAGACUGUCCACUUCCUCCACGUCAUAUAGUAUCUGCAGGUUGACUUUGCGGUUUCCUUGAGUCAAGGAGCAGCACCCUUGGUCUUUUGGAGUUUGAGAGCAGUGUGCUACUUUUUAGCUGAGUUGAAAUAUAAGGUAAAUAAUUCAGGUCAU